CCCCCCCCUUCCCUUCCUUUCCCCCCUCCUGUAUCCCCUCCCCGUCUCCCUUUCUCCCCUCUCUCUAGUUCCUCUAAUUGCAAGAUCCAAGUUGGGAACCGCAACUCGGGAUUCUGCUUCGCUCUCUCUCUCUCCCGCCCCCAAUCCCUCCCUCCCUCUUCUCCCCAGCCCUCCCUCCUCCGGCCCCGUGGAGGAUGAAGCCGCGGCAGCAGUGGCAGCAGCGCCAGCGGCAGCGGCGGCGGCUGCUGCGGUGGGGGUGGCCGGAACUGGGGCGGUGAAGAGGCGGCCGUGGUGGUAGUGGUGGCGGCGGCGGCAACAGCAGCAGCGGCUCCAGCCCAGUUCCCCUUCUUCCCGUACUCGUUAGUUACAGAGCCGGGAAGUUUUCUUUUGGGGGUGUGUGUGUGUGUGUGUGUGUGUGUGUGUGUGUGUCUUUUGUGUGCGUGUGUGUGUGUGCGCGUGUGUGUGUGUGUGUGUGUGCGCGCGCGCGCGCGUGUGUGUGUGUGUAAGGUCUGACUUGGGGGCGUGUGCGCGCCUCGGCUGGGGGCCGGGGUCGCGGUCGGGUUUUUUUUUUCCCCUCCUCUCUUUCCGUAGCCGGUCAGGGCCGCUCCGGGGCGCCCGGGCUGCAGCCCCAGGGGCUCCUCGGGCCGGAGGGCGGACGGGUUCCGUCCUUUUGUUGUUGUUUCCUCCGCGGCCCGGGUAGCUGAAGGGGGGGCCCGCCGGGGAGGGGCGGCUGGGAGCCGGGGCCCUGUGGCCCCCGGGGCUCCCGGACGGGCAGGGCCGGGCAGGGCAGGGCCGAGCGGGCUCCAACAUGAUGGCGGCCGAGGCGGCCGGGAGUGAGGAGGGCGGUCCGGCGACCGCAGGGGCGGGAGGCAGCGGAGGCGGCUCGGCCUCUGCCGCCGACCCCGGCCCCUGCGCGGCUGUGUGUCGGGUCAGGACCCCGGCGGCCCUACCCUGCCCCGCCGCCUCCUGCCCGGGCCCAGCGCCCGGGGUUGGGGCCCCAGCUUUGUGCUCGACUCUGGGAGCCGGGCCUGGGGCGGGAGGUGCUCCCGCCGCCGCCGGCUCCUCGGGGGACGCCGCCCCCUCCAAGAGCGCCCCGGUGCCCGCCGACACCUCCGUCCCGGGGGGCUUCCCGCCUCUGCCGCCACCGCCGCAGCUGCCCGCCCCCCUGGGCGGGGGCCCGGGGACUGUGGACGAAGGCGACUCCCUGGACGGACCCGAGUACGAGGAAGAGGAGGUGGCCAUUCCUCUGAACGCGCCCCCCACCAACCAAUGGUAUCAUGGAAAACUUGAUCGAACCAUAGCAGAAGAACGCCUCCGGCAAGCAGGGAAACCUGGCAGUUACUUAAUACGGGAGAGUGAUCGGAGGCCAGGAUCUUUUGUACUUUCAUUCCUUAGCAAAACAAAUGUUGUCAAUCAUUUUAGGAUUAUUGCUAUGUGUGGAGAUUAUUAUAUUGGUGGAAGACGAUUUUCUUCAUUAUCCGAUCUGAUCGGUUAUUACAGUCAUGUGUCCUGUUUGCUUAAAGGAGAAAAAUUACUUUAUCCAGUAGCACCUCCCGAGCCAGUGGAAGACAGAAGGCGUGUACGAGCAAUCCUGCCUUAUACAAAAGUACCAGACACAGAUGAAAUCAGUUUCCUUAAAGGAGACAUGUUUAUUGUUCAUAAUGAAUUAGAAGAUGGAUGGAUGUGGGUUACAAAUCUGAGAACAGAUGAACAAGGCCUUAUUGUUGAAGAUCUAGUAGAAGAAGUGGGUCGUGAAGAAGAUCCACAUGAAGGCAAAAUAUGGUUCCAUGGGAAGAUUUCCAAACAAGAAGCUUAUGCUUUAUUGAUGACAGUAGGUCAAGUUUGCAGUUUCCUUGUGAGGCCAUCUGAUAAUACUCCUGGAGACUAUUCACUUUAUUUUCGGACCAGUGAAAAUAUUCAGCGUUUUAAAAUAUGUCCAACACCCAACAAUCAGUUUAUGAUGGGAGGCCGAUACUAUAACAGCAUUGGUGACAUCAUUGAACAUUAUCGGAAGGAACAGAUUGUUGAAGGCUACUAUCUUAAGGAUCCUGUCCCAAUGCAGCAUCAAGAACAAGUACUUAAUGAUUCGGUAGAUGGCAAUGAAAUCUACAAUACAAUUCGUCGCAAAACAAAGGAUGCCUUUUAUAAAAAUAUUGUUAAAAAAGGCUAUCUUCUAAAAAAGAGCAAAGGAAAGCGGUGGAAAAAUUUAUAUUUUAUCUUAGAGGGAAAUGAUGCCCAGCUUAUUUAUUUUGAAAGUGAAAAACGAGCCACAAAACCAAAAGGAUUAAUAGAUCUCAGUGUUUGUUCUGUCUAUGUUGUUCAUGAUAGUCUGUUUGGCAGGCCAAACUGUUUUCAGAUAGUAGUUCAGCACUUUAGUGAAGAGCAUUACAUCUUUUACUUUGCAGGAGAGACUCCAGAGCAAGCACAGGAGUGGAUGAAAGGUCUACAGACAUUUUGCAAUUUACGAAAAACUAGUCCAGGGACAUCUAACAAACGCCUUCGUCAGGUUAGCAGUCUUGUUUUACAUGUUGAAGAAGCUCAUAAACUCCCAGUAAAACAUUUUACUAAUCCAUAUUGUAAUAUAUACCUGAAUAGUGUUCAGGUAGCAAAAACACAUGCAAGAGAAGGACAAAAUCCUGUAUGGUCAGAAGAGUUUGUCUUUGAUGAUCUCUCACCAGAUAUUAAUAGAUUUGAAAUAAGUCUAAGUAACAAAACAAAGAAGAGCAAAGAUUCUGACAUAUUGUUUAUGCGCUGCCAGUUGAGCCGGUUACAGAAAGGGCACGCGACAGAUGAAUGGUUCCAGCUCAGUUCUCAUAUACCAUUAAAAGGUAUUGAACCAGGCUCAUUGCGUGUCAGAGCACGAUAUUCUAUGGAGAAAAUCAUGCCAGAAGAAGAGUACAGUGAAUUUAAAGAGCUUAUUCUACAAAAAGAGUUGCAUGUAGUCUAUGCUUUAUCACACGUGUGUGGACAGGAUCGAACACUAUUGGCUAGCAUCUUACUGAAGAUUUUUCUUCAUGAAAAGCUUGAAUCGUUGUUGUUACGAACACUAAAUGACAGAGAAAUAAGCAUGGAAGAUGAAGCUACUACCUUAUUUCGAGCUACCACACUUGCAAGCACCUUGAUGGAACAGUAUAUGAAAGCCACAGCCACACGUUUUGUUCAUCAUGCUCUGAAAGACACUAUUUUAAAGAUAAUGGAAAGCAAGCAGUCUUGUGAAUUAAAUCCUUCAAAGUUAGAAAAAAAUGAAGAUGUAAACACUAACUUAGUACACCUAUUGAACAUACUUUCAGAGCUUGUGGAAAAAAUAUUCAUGGCUGCAGAGAUUUUGCCUCCGACGUUGAGGUAUAUUUAUGGGUGUUUACAGAAAUCUGUACAACACAAAUGGCCAACGAACACAACCAUGAGAACCAGGGUUGUUAGUGGUUUUGUUUUUCUUCGACUUAUCUGUCCUGCUAUCCUUAAUCCACGGAUGUUUAAUAUCAUCUCAGAUUCUCCUUCUCCUACUGCUGCAAGAACACUGACACUGGUGGCUAAAUCUGUGCAGAAUUUAGCGAAUCUUGUUGAGUUUGGUGCCAAGGAGCCUUACAUGGAGGGAGUAAAUCCAUUUAUCAAGAGUAACAAACAUCGUAUGAUCAUGUUUUUAGAUGAACUUGGGAAUGUACCAGAACUUCCAGACACUACAGAUCAUUCUAGAACUGACUUGUCACGUGAUCUAGCAGCAUUGCAUGAAAUUUGUGUGGCACAUUCAGAUGAACUUCGAACACUCAGUAAUGAGCGUGGUGUACAGCAGCAUGUCUUAAAAAAGCUCCUGGCUAUUACAGAACUGCUUCAACAAAAACAAAACCAGUAUUCAGUGACAAAUAACAUCAGGUAGCAGCCUUUGCCUUAGUAUUCUGCAUGGAUUCAGCAUGCCCAACAUGGUAUAAUUCCCAUCAGUAUCACUUUCUCCUUGCUCUUGCCAAAAAUAGCACACCUUUCCACAUUCCCAGGGAUGUGUGAACUAUGCAAAACAAAAACCCAAGAUUCUGCUGGGGGAGUGUUGUGCCAGCAGCUUUGUAAGCUAUCUGUGCAGGAUAUUUGCACUUUGUUUUUUCCACAUGGAAUGAAUCUUUAACAACCUCUGAGCCUUGGUGUACAGAUCACCUUUCAUAAAGUAAAAUGCUGUGACUGUCUCUUGAACUUCAAAAAUUUAUUUUCAAUACAUCCAAUUGCCAAAGUUUCGCUGCCUAUUGGAAAAAGAAUUAUGUCGUCAACUGACAAGAAAGAAAAGCCUUCUCUUUUGACAGCUGAGUAUAACUGGAUUGAAAAAUUUUCUUACUGUAACUUCUUCCUUGUUGGGAAGAUGACCGUUUGACUGUUCGAUCACUUUAUUUGUAUUUACAGUUUCCAGAGUUUGCCAUUAUAAUAGGAAAAAUCUUUGUUGUAUACUUUUUUUUUAUACUGUACUGUUUUCUCUUGCCUGGAUUGUGUUGAAAGAGAAUGUUCAGAAUGGUAUUUGUCAGCUUUAUUUUUUAAAUGUGCCAUUGAUUUUGUCUGUUUGAGUAAUUCUUUCAUCAAAGACAGUGAAUUCAGAUAAAUCUCAAUGCUUUUGUAAAAUGUUUACAACAGUAAAUAAUUUGAAUUCAAUAAAUUUAUUGAUCAUUGUUAUCAGUCAUGCAUGCCUUCAUUAAACCAUUUUAUAAAAUAUAAAUUUGUUGUCUUUUAUGUAAAGCCAAACCUAAGCAUUACCUUUGUUUAAAACACUCAACCAUUCCGAAUUUUUGUGCUAUUUUAAAUUAGAUAAAACCACAUCUGUUGCUCGUUAAAAAAUUCUCAUUGGUUGAGAGCUGCACUUCAUGAAGGGAUAUUUUGUUUGACUACAUAGUUUUAUUUAUUGACAAGAUUUGCUUCUGUAUUUUUUUGUGUGAAAUUCACAAAAACAAAGUUGAAAUAAAGUCAAAGGGGUCUUGUGUUA
This is a messenger RNA of Dromiciops gliroides (monito del monte), 4954 nucleotides long. It is a transcript of the gene RASA1, whose product is annotated as RAS p21 protein activator 1. The coding region runs from base 809 to 3874 and encodes 1021 amino acids. Gene Ontology annotation, biological process: regulation of GTPase activity. Gene Ontology annotation, molecular function: protein binding. Lineage: Eukaryota; Metazoa; Chordata; Mammalia; Microbiotheria; Microbiotheriidae. The transcript has 25 exons. The record is from RefSeq and is a predicted model, not a curated record.